AUGAUUUCUCGCAGAGAACUAGGAGUUGGAUGGGUGUUUGGGAUGGUUAGCGUGCUUAUCACCGUGUGGCAUGCUCGUAUCCAACUGCAACCAGCACAGCAUGAUCAAUUGAUAGAAUACACUUAUGCUGACGACGAUUACCCAUGGGAAUUUCCUCUCGACCUCGCGCAUGAAGCCGUCGCAAUGACUCUUCACGAGAGUGUGCAUUUUUCACUCAAUGAAUCAGACGCGGAGGCUCGUGUGGAAUGGAGGAACCUCCCGACGUGGCCAAAAGGCUUUGGUCGCAUGCGUCUAGGACCACAGCACCGAGUUUUCGUGAUGGUUUUCCAGCAUCAGAACCACUGUCUAUGGAAACUCGAGCUAGGUCUCCUCGGCAGUACCGAUCCUGAAGCCUCAUUCCAUCACAUAAACCACUGUUUCAAUUAUCUUCGACAGACUUUGAUGUGUGAGGCCGCAUAUACACUGGAGAUGGGAGACUUUAUGAGCGUUGACUAUGAGAAGGACAGAGUGGGAGACACAUUGGUGUGCAGAGACUGGGAAAAAGUAUAUUCUGCCCUCGAUGAGAGUCAUGAAAAGUGGGUGGAGUGGAGGGCGCAUUGGGACUAACUAAACCGAUACACCAUUUUCCGUAUUAUACAAUAUUCCUCUGAGC
This is a messenger RNA of Suillus clintonianus, 652 nucleotides long. RefSeq lists its product as uncharacterized. Gene Ontology annotation, biological process: mycotoxin biosynthetic process. The coding region runs from base 1 to 606 and encodes 201 amino acids. NCBI's taxonomy places the organism in Eukaryota, Fungi, Basidiomycota, Agaricomycetes, Boletales, Suillaceae. The transcript is spliced from 2 exons. The record is from RefSeq and is a predicted model, not a curated record.